Neolamprologus brichardi is the source of this 768-nucleotide messenger RNA. The record is from RefSeq and is a predicted model, not a curated record. NCBI's taxonomy places the organism in Eukaryota, Metazoa, Chordata, Actinopteri, Cichliformes, Cichlidae.
AUGGCUGCCUUUAUAGAAGCUAUUCUACAAACAUUCGGUAUUGAGCCAGAGUUGGAGGAUAGGAAGUCCAAAACGAAGCCAAAUGGAAAGAAGCCACCAGCAGAAGAGAAGAAACAGUACUUGGAACCAGAGUUCACAAAAGUCCGCGUGGUGGACUUCGACCUUAAGGAGUUGGUGGUGCUGCCCAGAGAGAUAGAUCUCAACGAAUGGCUAGCCAGCAACAGUGACUCUGAUCACUGCUGUGUAAUCACAUCCUGUUCUCCGUUCAUAUGUCUUAAUGUUGUUGUAAUAACAGGGAUUGUGACAUUUCCUCUGUGUUACUCUCUUUCUAGAAUAUACUACUGGUAUGACGAGAAGGGGAAGAAGACGAAGUGCACUGCUCCACAAUAUGUAGACUUUGUAAUGAGUCUUUGUCAGAAACUGGUCACAGAUGAGGAAAUCUUUCCUACAAAAUAUGGCAAAGAGUUCCCCAACUCCUUUGAGUCCUUGGUAAAGAAGAUCUGCCGGUACCUGUUCCACGUGCUGGCUCACCUCUACUGGGCGCACUUUAAAGAGACGGUAGCUCUGGAACUGCAGGGCCACUUGAACACUCUGUAUGCACAUUUCAUCGUUUUCGUAAGGGAAUUCAACCUGGUCGACCCCAAGGAGACCUGUAUCAUGGACGACCUGUCCGAAAUCCUCUGCACCCCUGCCCCGCUGCCAGCACUAACCCCGGCCCCCUCCGCCACAGCACCCUCCCCUUCUUCACAAAACCACGGGAUAUACUAA